AUGCGUAGGUCAGUCGGUGCAUUAGAUGCGCAAACACGUCUUGCAGGUCAUCAUUGCGCAAGCCAUCAUUUCGUCUCGUUAAAUGAAACGACGGCUUCUGGGCUUCCGCCACGUCAUCGCACACUCGAACCCACUGUCAGACCGUUACGUCUCUCGAGAGAGCCAUGCCCUUUCGUUUCGAAUUCUAGCGCCAAUAUAAAAAGCCUUGCCUUCUUCAUUUUUCUUCACUCUUUCCCCUCCAUUCUAACCUGCUCUAAUGGCUCCCCUUGUAGCUUCUCCAGAACCGGGGUUGAGCCAUAUCCGCGGAUCCUCGCGUCGUGGCCUGAUCCAGAUGGUUUUUCCCCUCCUGCUGUCCACCAACCAUCCUUCGCCUUGGAAAGUGGACGUGGGCCAGGGCCACGAUGUGGCCGAGACUCCUUCUCGGCCCUUGGGGAGGAUGACCUUCCUCCUUAUGAGGCCGUGGAGAAACUGUAA
Prunus armeniaca (apricot) is the source of this 474-nucleotide messenger RNA. NCBI's taxonomy places the organism in Eukaryota, Viridiplantae, Streptophyta, Magnoliopsida, Rosales, Rosaceae. The record is from the annotation of a GenBank genome assembly.